Messenger RNA from Oreochromis aureus, 5011 nucleotides. RefSeq names its product SEC24 homolog D, COPII coat complex component (gene sec24d). Gene Ontology annotation, biological process: intracellular protein transport; endoplasmic reticulum to Golgi vesicle-mediated transport; COPII-coated vesicle cargo loading. Gene Ontology annotation, cellular component: COPII vesicle coat; endoplasmic reticulum exit site. The transcript is spliced from 23 exons. Gene Ontology annotation, molecular function: zinc ion binding; SNARE binding. The record is from RefSeq and is a predicted model, not a curated record. Lineage: Eukaryota; Metazoa; Chordata; Actinopteri; Cichliformes; Cichlidae. Bases 283 to 3378 code for a protein of 1031 amino acids.
AAUAAGCAAGUUUAUUCGUCGUUAAGAGUUUUAUUUUGAAACGCAUAACAGGAAGCAGUGCACCGUUCUCUACGUGGCUGGACAUGCUGGUUGGUUCGUCGUCGCACAAACCAACAGAGCGACCGGUGCCGUAGUGGAGUUUGACGUGGCACUCUGCUUCAACUGAGAGGUGUAGAUAGUGAAGAGGACUCUGCCCGACACACAGGUAAACACCAGCCAACAGAACAGACGUCAUACUCUUUCAUCUUGGCAUGAGAAGACUGUGAGAGACAUCCCAGCACCAUGAGUCAACAGGGUUAUGUCGCUGCACCCCCGUACUCCCAGGCCCAGCCAGGGAUGGGGGCAUAUCAAGGUGGAUUCGGAUCUGGUCCUACGCAGCCCCUCUACGGGCAUUAUGGAGGCCCACCUCAGGCACUCAGUGCUCCAUCUGCAGGUAUGAUGAAAUCAUCAGUUUCCCCAGCUGCUAGCGUGCCUCUGCCUCCAGGGCCCAGUCAGUACAAUCCAAACGUCCAGCAGAAUGGCUCUCAUCCACAAAGCUACCCGGCUCCACCAGCUGUGUCUGCACCGUAUGGACAACCACCUCACUCACUAUACAACAGCAUGGCAUCACCUGGCCCGCCUCCAACACAGCAGCUCACCAAUCAGAUGAGCUCCAUGAACUUAGGCAGCCAUGCCCAAGGACUGCAGAGCCCUCCUCCUCCAGCAAGCUCUGUUGUUCAGCAGCCUUUCCAGACACCACCUCCUUCAACAAUGGCUCCACCACAGAUGCCUCCAGGCCUGCAGUCCCCCCACAUGUCCCCUCUGAUGUCUCCUCCACAGUCACCCCCAGCAAGCACGGCAAUGGCAAGCCAGUCGAUGGCAGGCACAUCAAUGGCAAGCAUGGGUAGACCUUUCCCUGGGCCACCUCCUCCAGGCCUUGGAGGUUUCCAGCAACCUGGUUUGGGAUCUGCUGGUCAGCCAGGCUACCCCCCGCAAGCAGGUCAGUUUGGAGGAUACAUGGCUGGGGCUCACCAAAACAUGCCAGGACCCUUUACUGGCCCACCUCAGAAGAAACUGGACCCCGACUCUAUCCCUAGCAUUACCCAAGUGAUCGAGGAUGACCAAGUGAAACAAGGAGGACAGGUUUUCACCACAAACAUCAGAGGACAGGUUCCACCUCUCGUCACCACUGACUUCACGGUGACAGAUCAAGGUAAUGCCAGUCCCAGAUUCAUCCGCUGCACCACCUACUCGCUUCCCUGCACCGCUGAUUUGGCCAAGCAGUGCCAAGUACCCCUUGCUGCCAUCAUCAAACCCUUUGCCAGUUUGCCAAAGAAUGAGACUCCGCUGUAUGUUGUGAAUCAUGGUGAUACAGGCCCCGUCCGCUGCAAUCGAUGCAAGGCCUAUAUGUGCCCUUACAUGCAAUUUAUUGAUGGAGGGCGCCGCUACCAGUGUGGUUUCUGCAACUGUGUCAAUGAAGUGCCAGUCUUCUACUUCCAACAUCUGGACCACAUGGGCCGAAGGGUGGACUUCUAUGAGAGGCCCGAACUGUCCCUGGGAUCGUAUGAGUUUGUAGCCACUCUGGAUUACUGUAAGAACAACAGGCCUCCAAAUCCUCCUGCCUACAUCUUCAUGAUUGAUGUGUCCUAUAACAACAUUAAGAGUGGCCUGGUAAAGCUGAUAUGUGAUGAGCUGAAGACUCUGCUGGAGAAGCUGCCCAGAGAGGAAGGCAUGGAGACCUCAGCAAUAAAGGUCGGCUUUGUCACCUACAACAAGGUCCUUCAUUUCUACAACGUGAAGAGCGCUUUGGCUCAGCCGCAGAUGAUGGUGGUGUCAGACACGGCCGAGAUGUUCGUCCCGCUGCUCGAUGGCUUCCUUGUCAACUACCAGGACUCGAGGGCCGUCAUCUACAACCUCCUGGACCAGAUCCCUGACAUGUUUGCGGACACCGCUGAGAGCGAAACGGUCUUUGCCCCUGUCAUCCAGGCCGGCGUGGAGGCAUUUAAGGCAGCAGAAUGUAGCGGAAAGCUCUUCAUCUUCCACUCGUCCAUGCCCACUGCCGAGGCUCCAGGCAAACUGAAGAACAGGGAUGAUAAAAAGCUGGUCAACACAGAUAAGGAGAAGACCCUGUUCCAGCCUCAGAAAGGUGUUUAUGAGCAGCUGUCUAAAGACUGUGUGGCAAGUGGCUGCUGUGUGGAUCUCUUCCUCUUCCCCAGCCAGUAUACGGACAUAGCAACCAUGGCUGAUGUGCCGUCACACACCGGAGGCUCCGUCUAUAAGUACAGCAACUUCCAGGUAGAGACAGAUGGGGAGCAUUUUCUGAGGGACCUGAGGAAAGAUGUACAGAAGAGCAUCGGGUUUGAUGCCAUCAUGCGUGUUCGUACUAGCACGGGCUUCAGAGCCACCGACUUCUUUGGCGGCAUUUAUAUGAACAACACCACAGAUGUAGAGAUGGCAGCGGUGGACUGCGACAAGGGCAUGACAGUAGAGUUCAAGCACGACGACACACUGAGCGAGGAGACAGGAGCGCUCAUGCAGUGUGCCUUGCUGUACACCACCAUCAGUGGGCAGCGGCGACUCCGUAUCCACAACCUGAGUCUGAACUGCAGCUCGCAGUUAUCAGAGCUGUACAAGAGCUGCGAGACCGAUUCGCUCAUCAACUUCUUUGCCAAAUCAGCUUACCGUGCCAUAUUGAACCAGCCUCUAAAGAAUGUGAGGGAGAUCCUGGUGAACCAGACGGCUCACAUGCUGGCCUGCUACAGGAAGAACUGUGCCAGCCCCUCUGCUGCUAGCCAGCUGAUCCUUCCUGAUGCCAUGAAAGUGUUCCCAGUCUACAUGAACAGUCUGAUGAAAACUGCCCCCCUGGUGGGCAGCACUGAGCUCUCCACGGACGACAGAGCCCACCAGAGGCUGUCGGUCAUGGCCAUGGGGGUGGAGGACACCCAGCUGCUGCUCUACCCACGCCUCAUCCCUCUGCACAACAUAGACGUCAACAGCGAGAAGCCGGCCACUCCGGUGCGCUGCUCUGAGGAGCGUCUCACAGACUCUGGCAUCUUCCUGCUGGAGAACGGCCAGUCCAUGUUCCUGUGGCUGGGCCAAGCAAGCUCACCAGACCUCAUCCAGAGCCUGUUCAACCUGCCCUCCCUCGCCCACCUGCAAGGACACAUGUGUGCGCUGCCGGAGCUUGACAACCCUUUGUCGACGAAGAUCCGCUCCAUCAUCAGUGGCCUUCUUGAAAAGAGGUCAAACUCUAUGAAGCUGCAAAUUGUGAGGCAGAAAGACAAACCGGAGAUGCUGUUCCGUCAGUUCCUGGUGGAGGACAAAGGCUUGCACGGCGGGGCUUCCUACAUGGACUUCCUUUGCUACGUUCACCGAGAGAUCAGGCAGCUGCUAACCUAACCCGCUCCUCACGUUUGGGCUCAGUUUCCCCAACCGGACCGUGUGCAAACCUCUAAGGGUCAGUCUCAUUAGGUUUUGUUUGAAUCUUUAAGAUGAGCCACAGAAUGACAAGAAGAAACAAGGAACCAGGGAGAGCCUGUCGUCAAUUCAACCUCCAGAGUCCAAAGUUGCCUUUAUCAUCGUUUAGUGUGCCCACAGUAUGAUCUUCAAAUAACCACUUGACACAUGAGGAACUUUAAAGUAAAUAAGGGAAUGAAAUGGACAACACAUUGAGGAUUUCCCGCUUGGGUACUUUGUGUGAUGGACUGACAUCGGUGCCUGGGGCUGAAAUGCACUCUGGCACGAGGCCCAUCGGCAUAAGCAGUACAACACUCACUGUGUAUUCAAUCGGUUAAAGUGUUUUUCCCCAUUUUACUUUGUAGAUUUAUAGGAUCUGGAUUAGACAAGGGGUUAUUUGUGGGCCAUACUGUAGAUGUUCACUAGUCUUUGGUACUCUCCCAGGAAGACUGAGUAUAUUUCAGUAUAUUUCACUUUUUAAAACUCUCUUUUUUAAACAACAGAUGUUCAGAGAAUAUUUACAAUAUUUAAAGGUCUUGCAGAGGUUUCUACAUUUUAUCACGCAUUUGGUGUCUGACCAGAAAAUGCAUUUCAAUAAAUGUUUAAAACAUGUAUCCAUCGUUUCAUAAUUUAACAGAAACAACGCUGAAACAAAAGCCACAGGCUGCCAGGACCGAAGCCCGGUCCUGUUAUCGCACCCCGAGUGAUUCAAAGCGUUCGAUUCACACAUGCCCCCACCAAAGAUCUCAUUCUUUGACCAUUUAUGGCUUCACAGCAUGCAGUAGUAAACAUAACGUUUUGUUUGGGUGCUCUGAGCGCACAAUGAGACGAACACAGCUGCGGCUCUACACAGAGAACACGUCUGAUGAAAAGUGACACUUUUUCUUUUCCAAUUACGCGCGACUCAGAGUCGGUGCUCAAAACGGAAAAUAUUUAGUGAGGAAUUACCUCAACAAUCCAACAUAGGAAUUUAUAUAUGACUUUUUGUUGUUGUUGGUUUGGGCCUGCGCUGCCGUUGUGCUUCAACGGCAGAACGUUUUAAUUUAUACGUCGACUUUUCUGGCAGAUAAAAACAGUCGAGCUACUGUUUGACUGUUUGUGUCGGCUGAUCAUUAGUGUAAGGGACUAUCUGCUUACUGCAUAACCAUCCAAAAUCAUUAAAUCUUGUAUUCAGUGAUAACAUGUAACAUCAUCACUUCUGUUAAGAGGUACUGUAUUUGCAUCAGUGUAAUUAAUGUUAUCCAUUUGCCUGCUUUUACAUUGAUAUAUGUAACAUCAUAAAAUCUACACGUCUCUGUAUGAUACAAUAUAAUUCUGUAUGGUUUAUAAGCAAACUUAUCUCAGGUAAUUUAAGUACGUAGAAAGCAGUGGCUGGAAUCUGACUGGAAAGAUCGUUUUUGUGGAAAUUUGUGCCAGAUGCAUUUCAUUUCUCACCUUAAAUGUCCUUUUUGUUAAAAAUCCAAGUAAACUAUUGUCUUUAAAUGUUGCUCAACUUUGUGAACGUUUAUGUUUUGUUUACAAGUGCAAUUUAUUACAUCACCCUCUGACGUAUAUUAAAAUGAAAACUUCACAUCCA